Molecule: messenger RNA, 2958 nt
Organism: Danaus chrysippus (African queen)
Lineage: Eukaryota; Metazoa; Arthropoda; Insecta; Lepidoptera; Nymphalidae
Source: the annotation of a GenBank genome assembly
AUGAUACAGAACUUAAAUGACGACGAGGGUGGCGGGGAGCCUUCGGAAGACGAGUAUGAUGCCCUCAACGAUGAAACAUUUGGACAGGAUUCUGAAGAGUUUGACUGGGAGUAUGAACACGAGCAGCUGGCCGGACAACUUGAGAGCAGUCGAAGGAAUGCAGCACUUGAUGAUGCUGACUCAAGGCUCGAGGCAUCGCUUUCUCAGCUAGUGUUGGAUGAAACAGAUGCUCCACGCAGCCUCGGCUCAAGUGUGUGGAGACAUGAUGUUCCUUUUCCAACACCAACAACGCCAGUACAGCAGCCGGCGCUCAAAAAUGUUUGCACAGUGGAGGAAUUGGAGAGACAGCUACGACAGAAUCAACAACAGACAUACACACAGAACUACUUUCAACCGCGGUUCCCACCAGUUAUACUUCAACGGCCGCCAGGUCUUCAAGCGCCGUUACCGAUUCCGUUCGCACCACAACAAUCUAUGGCACAUAAUAUGAAUCAAAUGAACCAGCCGUUGAAUAAAAUUAUUGGACAAAACUCACAAAUCAACCAAAUCGGCCAAUCGAAUAUGAUGAAUCAUAUGAACCAGAACAUAAAUCAGAUCGGUUCUAAUAUAAAUCAGAUGAAUCAGAAUGUAAAUCAGAUGGGUCAAGGUGUUAAUCAAAUGGGUCAAAAUGUGAAUCACAUGGGACAAAACGUUAUGGGUCAAAAUCAAAUGGGUCAUAAUGUUAACCAAUUCAUGCAAAAUUCAAACCAGAUGAAUCAGUUUCAAAACAACCAAAUGGGACCGGCGAUGAUGAAUCAAAUGCACAACAUGAAUCUUCAUCCCAUGAAUCAGAACAAUCAAAUGAUUCAAAACCAAAUGGGUCAAAACAUGAAUCAGAUGGUACAAAACUCUGGUUCUAACGUGAAUCAAAUGAAUCAGGGGGGUCAGAACAUGAAUCAAAUGGGUCAAAACAUGAACCAAAUGGGUCAAAAUAUGAAUCAGAUGGGUCAAAAUAUGAAUCAGAUGGGUCAAAAUCAGAUGAUCCCAAACGGUAAUCAGUUUGGCAUGAAUCAGUUCCAACAAAUGAUGGGUCAGCCUCGAAUGUUGGCGCCGCCCCCUGGUAUGAAUAUGCCAAGACAAAAUUUUGGCAAUAAUAUGAAUCAAUUUAAUACUAAUUUUCGUGGACAAAUGCAAUCAAAAAACGAUCAGCAAAUAUCACAACAGAACAUGAUUAUGAACCACAAUAAAAACCAGAACCAGAUGAAACCGAACCAGCUCUCACCUAAACAGAAACCGGUUCAGAAUUUGAACCACAUCCAGAAUAUGAACCAAGUUCAGAAUAAAAUGCAGAAGAGCCGCGUGUAUAAUAAUAAGAAUUUAACAUCUCAGAACCUGGUUCAACUUAUUCAGAAUACGCAUCCAAUGUUGAAUUUCAACAACAGUUUUCAUAACGCCAGCCAUCAUCCUAUACUCAACAGAAAUUUCAACAAUCAACUGAUGAAACAUCUCAUGUUUGACAACAGACAGAAUGGAAAUUUUUCCAACACAACCAGCAGAGUAAACACCUCAAUUGAUGGAGAAAUUGACGAAUAUGCAGGUCUAAUGACAGCCAGAGAAAAACAAUGGCUUAUAAAUAUACAGAUGUUGCAAUUAAAUACUGGAACACCUUAUAUACAUGACUUCUAUUAUACUGUUUUCCUCGAGAGACAGGCGAGUAAGGAAAAGGAAGGCAUUAAGGAAGCACAUAAGGCUAACCAACAGAAUCAUCCCUUCUACAGCGGAGGCAAGCAAGAAGACAGUCACGCCAUGAGACAGAGGGAAAGACACAAUUCACAUCGACAUAACUCAACCGGGGAAGAUCCUAGGACUUAUGUACCUACACAGUUUGAAAACUCACUCGGGAAACUACAGUGUGGUAGUGUGACGGCUCCUAGGAAAAUCAUUGACGUUGAAGUGGUUGGGGCGGAGCCCGAGCAGCGAGCGAGCAGGGCGCCCUCUGUGGCUAGCAACAACCCCGCUGAGGUUCCACGUGAGAUGAGAAGGACUAAACAACUGCUUCUUGAUAUUGAGGCGUUGUAUCUGAUACUGCUGAGACUUGAAGAACUUAAUGACCCCUUGGCGAUAUCUAAUGCUUUAAUAUUGAAGGAAAGAGAAGAAAAACAGAAGCAAUUAGAAGCAGCGCAGAAAGAAGCAGAAGAUGACGAUGAUGGAAACUUAUUCCUUAAGAAUAUAGAAUCUGUACAGAGACGACCCAAACAGGACAGUCCAAAGAGCGAAAAUAUUGAUAAGAGACAGGUCGUGAAUUUAACAACAAAUCAGAAACCUCAACCGACAAAGAAUCUUUUAGAUGAAGAUAAAGAAGAUCUACUCAAUAAGAUGUUCUCCGGACUACUGCAUGGAGAAAGAAUACAACAAAUAUUAGCUGUUAGGAAGGGGAAGUCACUCCUGGCUCGUUUCCUGGCCCGCACGCCCGACACUCACCCUCGUCUGCGCCCUCUAUGGUCAAGGGUGCUCCGCUGUCUGCCGACCGCAGCCCGCCGCGACGAAGGCGGCGCCCUAUUAUCUCUGGAGCCCCACUUCCGGCGCUACGCCCUCGCGGCGCCCGGCUGGCCGGCGGUGGCGGAGUCCUGCGCCGCGCUCGCCGAAGCCCUAGACCCUUCCCGCGGUCACCACGCGCUAGACACGCGACUGACUUUAAGCUGCGUGUGCGCACUCACAGAAAAGGCGAUGAUGUUAACAGGAGUGUUGGAAUCAUCCGCCGGAGAGCGGCAGUGGUAUAGAUUCCUCAAGAAUGUAGCGAAGGCCUUAAGACAAGCGCCCAGUGUGGCCCCGCCGGCAAGGCCCGUGGCGGAGCCCCGGCUAACCGCGCAUCUAAAGCGAUUAGAAGCCCGCGCGGGGCUUGAAAUACUUCAACGCGGCGCUACUAUUGAAUUAUCCGCUAAAGAGGCCGCGGAACACCUCAUAAGACACCUAUGCUGA